UCUGUUGAGUGCAAGUGGAAGUACUAGAAGUAACAAAUGUAUAACGCUAGCUUAUGCGAUCCUGCCAGAAACGGCAGUCUAGAGACCAGCUAAUGUAAUCAAUGUCAGGAUUCCGACCAGCACUUUUCUUUGUAGAUGCCCGCUUUUCGUCCUGGACCUUUCAGUAACAUUAGUGGAUCCAUUUUCAUUCGGAGACCGUGCUGGACAGUUAGCUUGCUAGUUUUGAGAGCUAGUUCACGUUAUUUCUCCUCGGACACGUUUCUUCCCUUUAAAACCCACAAAGCUGAAUGUGCUUUCUGUCAUGUGUCCGGCCGGGUGCUCCCAUGUGAACGGUUUCAAAGUGGACAAUUGGAAUCAAAACCUGAGAGUCAUAUAUCAGUGCUUUGUGUGGACCGGCACCGCAGAAACCAGGAGACGUAAGGCAAAGUCGUGUAUCUGUCACAUGUGUGGCGCACACCUGAACAGGCUGCAUUCGUGCCUUUACUGUGUCUUUUUUGGCUGCUUCUCCAAGAAACACAUCCACGAACAUGCUAAAAACAAGCGGCAUAAUCUAGCUGUCGACUUGUUAUAUGGUGGAAUAUACUGCUUUGUUUGUCAAGACUACAUAUACGACAAAGACGUAGAACAGAUUGCCAAAGAAGAACAGAGGAAAGCCUGGAAACUUCAAGGUGUAGGGGAAAAGUAUUCAACUUGGGAACCCACAAAGCGCGAACUGGAGCUGCUAUGCCAUAAUCCAAAGCGAAGGAAAAUUACUUCCAACUGCACUAUAGGUUUACGGGGCUUGAUCAACUUGGGCAACACAUGCUUCAUGAACUGCAUCGUGCAGGCACUUACACACACACCAUUGCUGCGUGACUUCUUCCUGUCAGACCGUCACAAGUGUGAAAUGCAGUCCAACUCUUGUCUAGUGUGCGAGAUGUCUCAGCUCUUUCAAGAGUUCUAUUCAGGCCACCGUGCUCCCCAUAUCCCAUUCCGGCUGCUGCACCUGGUGUGGACACAUGCACGUCACCUGGCUGGCUAUGAGCAGCAGGAUGCACAUGAAUUCCUCAUUGCUGCCCUGGAUGUGCUGCACCGCCACUGCAAAGAUGAUGACAAUGGAAAGAAAGCUAACAACCCAAAUCACUGUAACUGCAUCAUUGACCAAAUUUUCACUGGUGGACUACAGUCAGAUGUAACAUGUCAAGUUUGCCAUGGUGUUUCAACUACGAUAGACCCGUUCUGGGACAUUAGUUUGGACCUGCCCGGCUCAUCCACACCAUUCUGGCCUCUGAGUCCGGGAGGUGACAGUGCUGUGGUUAAUGGAGAGGGUCACAUGACUGGCUCUACCACACUCACAGACUGUCUGCGUCGUUUUACUCGACCAGAGCAUCUAGGAAGCAGUGCCAAAAUUAAAUGUGGAGGUUGUCAUAGCUAUCAGGAGUCCACAAAACAGCUGACUAUGAAAAAGCUUCCUAUUGUUGCAUGUUUUCAUCUGAAGCGUUUUGAGCAUUCAGCCAAGUUGCGCAGAAAGAUCACUACAUAUGUAUCGUUCCCCUUAGAGCUGGACAUGACACCUUUCAUGGCCUCCAGUAAAGACACCAGAGUAAAUGGCCAGUACCAACAAUCUGUGGAUCUGUUAAACAAAGACAAUAAAUACUCCCUGUUUGCUGUAGUAAAUCACCAGGGCACAUUAGAAAGUGGUCACUAUACCAGUUUCAUCCGUCAGCACAAGGACCAAUGGUUUAAAUGUGACGAUGCCAUCAUCACCAAGGCCAGCAUUAAGGAUGUGCUGGACAGUGAAGGGUAUUUGUUAUUCUACCAUAAGCAGUUUCUUGAAUAUGAGUAGCUUUAAGACUCCGAUCUGCUGACAGUGGAAUGCUUCAUUUAUCCAGUGAGAGUGGCUGAGACGAAGAUUUCACUUGUAGAAGGGGACACAAUUUACCACAAAUCUACCUGAAACUGUGACUACCCAUCGCUUCCUUCCCACAUAGGGGCCAAAACAAAACCGAAGACGAAAAACUUAACAAAUCAUGCAACACAUUUAAACCAGCACUGAGCUAAUCAUUACUUGAUGUGAGAAAAGUGGAGGAUAGGAAGAAGUGCAUGACUGCCUCACUUUCUGCCUCUCCUGAUAAUUUCUCCACUGCUGAAUUAAAGGAGAGGGCUGCAAUGAACUAAUCUUUGAAACAGAAGUAGUGGGCACAU
Molecule: messenger RNA, 2184 nt
Organism: Clarias gariepinus (North African catfish)
Lineage: Eukaryota; Metazoa; Chordata; Actinopteri; Siluriformes; Clariidae
Product: ubiquitin carboxyl-terminal hydrolase 22-like
Exons: 13
Coding region: 302-1825 (507 amino acids)
Biological process (GO): protein deubiquitination
Molecular function (GO): cysteine-type deubiquitinase activity; zinc ion binding
Source: RefSeq, a predicted model, not a curated record